GAGGCAUCGGCGGGAGCAGCUGGGUGGCGGGAGGAGCCGUUGAGUGAAGACAUUGCAGCUCCAGCGUGCUCAAGAUGACAACGUCCCAAAAGCACCGAGACUUCGUGGCCGAGCCCAUGGGGGAGAAGCCCGUGGGGAGCCUGGCUGGCAUCGGCGAAGUCCUGGGCAAGAAGCUGGAGGAAAGGGGCUUUGACAAGGCCUUCGUGGUUCUCGGCCGGUUUCUGGUGCUGAAGAAGGAUGAAGACCUCUCCUGGGAGUGGCUGGAGGACACCCGCGGUGCCAAUGCCAAGCAGUCCCGGGACUGCUUCGGGUGCCUGCGCGAGUGGUGCGAGGCCUUCUUGUCAUGCUCUUGGGAGACUCGAGACUGGAACCCCCGGCCCCAGGGAACCCCCGGUCUCCGGGAGAUCCUGAAUGAUGAGGGUGGGAUCAGUGCUCUCCUCAGGCUUCGGCCCCUUCUUGAUGAUGCAACACAGAGCUGA
Messenger RNA from Sorex araneus (European shrew), 479 nucleotides. Its product is annotated as barrier-to-autointegration factor-like. Lineage: Eukaryota; Metazoa; Chordata; Mammalia; Eulipotyphla; Soricidae. Gene Ontology annotation, molecular function: DNA binding. Bases 75 to 479 code for a protein of 134 amino acids. The record is from RefSeq and is a predicted model, not a curated record. The transcript has 2 exons.